AUGGAGAGAAUGAGAAAGAUUUCACGUCCAUUCGGGGCAAGAUCCGAGGCUCAGAAGCGCUUCGAGCAGGCAGUUCGCACUAGGGGAAGCACGCAAGUGGAAGCCGAGAAUCCAAUGGAGAGCCCUGGAGCUGCUUUCCUUGUAAGGCAGUAG
Molecule: messenger RNA, 153 nt
Organism: Trichoderma atroviride IMI 206040
Lineage: Eukaryota; Fungi; Ascomycota; Sordariomycetes; Hypocreales; Hypocreaceae
Source: RefSeq, a predicted model, not a curated record